ACAGCUUUUUUUAGCUGGUACUUUUAAAACUUUUACAUAAGUUUGACAUUCUUGUUUGAAAGUCUUGAGUUUUAAUUUCUUCUUCAUACGAGUCACCUGAAUCACACUUAGUCUGGCCCCUCAGCCAGUAGAUAAACUCAUUGAAGAAUCCAAACAAAGGCAGCACUUCAUUAAUUUUGACAGAAAAGACUCCUUCUCAGAUUCCUCAGAGUUGAUGGAAGAAAUGAAUGAGAUAGUGAGUAAAAACUGGGGAAAAUAUCUCAUGUUAAAAGAGGAGGCUAAACUCAAUCUGAAGUCCAGUCUGAACCUGGUUCUGUGUGGGAGGAGAGGAGCAGAGAAGACGUCAGCAGCCAAGGCCAUUUUAGGUCAGACUGAGCUUCAUUCAGUCUCCAACUCAUCAGAGUGUGUUAAACAUCAGGGAGAGGUGUGUGGACGUUGGGUUUCCCUGGUGGAGCUGCCUGCCUUGUAUGGAAAACCUCAGGAGGCAGUGAUGGAGGAAUCACUCAGGUGUAUCUCCCUCUGUGAUCCUGAGGGUGUCCAUGCCUUCAUCCUGGUCCUACCUGUGGCUCCCCUCACUGAUGAAGACAAGAGAGAGUUAGAGACCAUCCAGAACACAUUCAGCUCUCGAGUCAAUGACUUCACCAUGAUUCUGUUCACUGUCGAGUCACAUCCUACAGAUCCAACUGUUCUUAACUUUGUAAACAAAGACCCAAAUAUCCAGGAGGUCUGUCAACGUUAUGGACAAAGGCAUGUUAUUGUUAACAUCAAGGACAAAGAGCAGAUCCACAAGUUGUUGGACACUGUGGAGCAGAUGAGAUGUACAAACAAACCAUGCUGCUACACAGCUGUAACAUUUGCCCGAGCCCAGAUUGAUCUGAUAACUAAAAAUAUGGUCACUCGUAAGUAAUUGAAUGGGGGUUUUUUAAUCAUGUUCUACAUUAUACUCUUACAUCUACUUUAUAAACUGUUAACAUUAAAGAAAAUCAUA
Oreochromis aureus is the source of this 988-nucleotide messenger RNA. RefSeq names its product GTPase IMAP family member 8-like. The transcript has a single exon. Gene Ontology annotation, molecular function: GTP binding. The coding region runs from base 215 to 907 and encodes 230 amino acids. Lineage: Eukaryota; Metazoa; Chordata; Actinopteri; Cichliformes; Cichlidae. The record is from RefSeq and is a predicted model, not a curated record.